ACGUAGUUCUCUAAGUAGUCUGUGUUUCAAAGUGCCGUAAAAAACUUAUUUACUUGUCUAGUUUUAUAUUUUUUCUGGCUUUUAAAUUUUACAAUUUCAGGUUAUCAGUGACUUUUCUAUAAAUUAAGAGAUAAAAAUAAUUUGUAAUAAUUAAUGAUAUUUUUCAAUUAACUGUUAAAAGGGAGAAGUUACUUUGAAAGUUUAUUCAUAACAUCAUAAUUUAUAAACAUGAGCCGCAGUAAUCCAUCUGAUUACGCGGCGUACCUGCAAUCAGUUGUGAGGUUGGAUGCUCUUGAAAAAAUGACUCAAAAUUUAGACAAAGAGCUGGCUGAUUCUCAACGGAUAAUGCAAGAGAUAAAAGCUAUUUUCGACAGUGUGCCUACUGCCCAGACUAUGUCGCACUCAGUCAACAACCCUCUUCGACAUGAAGACUUGUCUCGAUUUCUUGAAGCUGACGUUCCCAAGUUACUUCUGCCUGACAUGGUGGAAAACACUGCUGAUGUAGAUUUGGAUGAUAUUAUUAAGAAAAUGAAAAGUUAUGCUGAAGAGUUGAAAAAAAAUUUUGUUCUUAAACAACCACAGAUACAAGACAAAUUAAAUAUAAAUAAAAUGAGCGAAUUAGAAUUGGAGCAAUAUGCUACAAGCUUGGACCAGUUAGGGAAACGUUUGGCAAACAUUAAACUAGUCAAGAAUGAUGAAAACAACAAAAAUACAGAUCUCGAAGAAAAAUUGACUAAACUUUGUCAAGAUGUCAAUAUGUUUACACAGAUGGUGCAAGCAAAAACUAUACUGAGUGAAUGUAAUAAAAACUGGACGGAAACUUCACAAGAAAAUAAUGCAUUACAUUAUGACAAUGUCAUUAAUAAACUACUCUCUGGUAUUAAUGAAGUAAUGUAUUUAUUGCAGAAUAAAAAUUAAAUAUAUAAAUUGUGAACUAUUUGUGCAAAUGGAGCCUUGUAUUUAGCUCAUGCAUGCAUGUCUGUUAUGAUGUUUCUUAUAAUUAUAAUAGAAAAUAGUCCAUCUACUUAUAUGUAGAUAAUCUCUAUCAUAUUGUAGAAACUAGACUGAAUAUGUUAUAUAAAGGUAUUUAAGUGCCUAUUUAUUUUUAUUAUAAAUAAUUCUUAUCAUUUGUCUACUUAUUAUAUUUAUUUUACUUGAAAAAGACUUAAAAAGAGAAAGAGUUUUUCAAUUUGUUUUGUUUUUUUAUUUAUAUUUGUUACAUCAGAACUCCAUUUAUAAACUGAAUUUCUUUUUUAUUUGAAAGGCUAAUCUUUCCGAUUGGUUCCAUAAAAAUUUUAUCCAAAUCGGUUCAGUAGUAUGGUUUUUUUUAUGGAUGAUAAUGGAAUAGUUACUCCGUCUGUGCUAUCGGUAUACACUGGCGGGGCACCAGUGAUAGAUGACAGAUGUGGAUGAAAGCAGGUCAGUUAGCCCAUCGUGAUGAAUUUCACAAGAAAUAACCACUAUGGUUUCCACGGGGGAACCGCGUGGAGGUCAACCUGAUAGGGUAUAUUGUUAUUAAUGGGGCUGUUAGAUGCCAUUACUAACAAUCCCUUCCCCCCAAUCAGUAGUAUGUUUUCUAAACCAAACAACUGUUUUUGCCAUGAUUUAAUACUUUUUUUUAGAACAAAGUCCCUUAUGUCAUUGGUUAGACAGUGGAUCAAAUGUAAUUUUCUUUUAUUGUAGAAUAAUACUCAAUAGAUUCAUAGUCUCAGAUUUUUAAAUGUAUUUUUCUAUUCAUUACCGUUGCAUUGCAAAUAAUUUGUACAAUGUUAGUUUUGUGAUUUUGUCUCUCAACAUAUAGAUAUUUGUCACUCAUUAAAUAUCAAGUCUAGAAAAAAGAAUUUGUGUUAAUAUCAAGUAAGAAAUAAUAUCUCUUGAUACAGGUUAAUAGGGUAAUAGAUGUGUGUGUGUGGUGCUCCCAUGUUGUGGGUCCUACAAUGGCAACUUACUGUUACUACUUAGAUAACAGGCUAAAGGAAUGUUGUUUCAUUCACCAGUCUUGUAAGUAAAUAACUAAGGCUCGAAUAUUGUAGUCAUAGUGUUAAGAUUUUUGUAGAUUACUAUUUUUUUGUUUACCAUUCUUAGUGUAAGACAAUUUGUAUGUCAAUAUUGUCAGUAUAAGUCCAAUAGUAACUUCAAAUUCCACAUAUAGUCAUUCUAUAUAUGCAGGGCGAGAUUCUUACCAUUUUUUAACACAAGUUUCUUUGUGAGAAUAUUCAGUUUCUCUUAACAGAAUCUGAACAUUUUCAUUAAAGAAGAAACAUGUGUUAAAUAAUUAAAAAAAAAAAAAUUACAGAGCUUUUCAUACUAAUAUUGCACAUGAUGCAAUGCUCAAAAUUUGGUCUUCUACCAUGUUUUAAUCUUUCAAAAAAUUUCGCUUAUAGUAUUCUAUAACAUAGAUAUAUUUUUAGGUGUGCAUGUCUGAUAUUAUUAAUUUCACCUGUAUAUAUAGUAUACAUUUUCAAUCUGCUUGCUAAUGUGGGUACUGGAGAAUUUGGUCAAUUGUACAAAGUCAAAAAAGAAUAUAUAUAAAUACCUGUAUUCAAAUAAAAUUAACAUAAUUUCAUGCAAUAUAAAAAAAAGUCAUUACAA
Galleria mellonella (greater wax moth) is the source of this 2592-nucleotide messenger RNA. RefSeq lists its product as uncharacterized. The coding region runs from base 229 to 918 and encodes 229 amino acids. Lineage: Eukaryota; Metazoa; Arthropoda; Insecta; Lepidoptera; Pyralidae. The transcript has 2 exons. The record is from RefSeq and is a predicted model, not a curated record.